AUGUCUGGCUAUCCCGGCUAUCAAGCCUCGUACGGCGGCGCGCCCCCGCCAGGAGCCUUUCCACCCUCACAGGGCUACUACCCUCCUCCGCAGCAGAACUACAACGGCUACGCCCCUCCGCCCCAGCCUGGCUACGGCUAUCCUUCCUCGCCCCAGCCCUACGGUUUCAACGGCGGGCCCCCGCCACAGCAGCAGCAGCAGCAGUACGGCUACAACGCGCCGCCCCAGGGCCAGUACGGCCGCCCAAACCACGCACCGCACCCCAGCUCCGACUAUGGCCCUCGCCCGCCGCCCGCCGCCCCGCAGCACUUCGGCCACGGCGCCCCUACCAACUAUGCCUUCCAGUACUCCCAGUGCAACGGCCGCCGGAAGGCCCUGCUCGUCGGCAUCAACUACUUUGGCCAGCGCGGCCAGCUGAGGGGGUGUAUCAACGACGUCCGCAACAUGUCCGCCUACCUGGUCGAGCACUUUGGCUACAAGCGCGAGGACAUGGUCCUGCUCACCGACGACCAGCAGAACCCCAUGAGCCAGCCCACCAAGCAGAACAUCCUGCGCGCCAUGCAUUGGCUUGUCAAGGACGCCCGCCCCAACGACUCGUUGUUCUUCCACUACUCAGGUCACGGUGGACAGACCAAGGAUCUGGACGGCGACGAGGAGGACGGCUACGACGAGGUCAUAUACCCAGUCGACUUCCGGCAGGUCGGGCACAUCACAGACGACGAGAUGCACAGGAUAUUGGUCAAGCCAUUACAGCCCGGCACCCGGCUGACGGCAAUCUUCGAUUCCUGCCACUCCGGCACCGCCCUGGACCUCCCGUACAUCUACUCGACCCAGGGCAUCCUCAAGGAGCCCAACCUGGCCAAGGAGGCCGGCCAGGGCCUGCUGGGCGUCAUUGCGUCCUACAGCCAGGGUGAUAUCGGUGGCAUGAUCAAGAAGGGCAUGGGUUUCUUCAAGAAGGCCACGAACGGGGAGGAGGCUCACAACCGUGCUCUGGCCACAAAGACCUCGCCCGCAGACGUCAUUAUGCUUUCGGGUAGCAAGGAUGACCAGACCUCAGCCGACGCGACCAUUGCCGCCCAGGCAACCGGCGCCAUGUCAUGGGCCUUCAUCACCGCGCUCAAGAAGAACCCGCAGCAGAGCUACGUCCAGCUCCUCAACAGCAUCCGCGACGAGCUCGCCAGCAAAUACAGCCAGCGGCCCCAGCUCUCGAGCAGCCACCCUCUUAAUACGAACCUCCUUUUUGUAAUGUAG
Molecule: messenger RNA, 1251 nt
Organism: Diaporthe batatas
Lineage: Eukaryota; Fungi; Ascomycota; Sordariomycetes; Diaporthales; Diaporthaceae
Exons: 7
Coding region: 1-1251 (416 amino acids)
Biological process (GO): proteolysis
Molecular function (GO): cysteine-type endopeptidase activity
Source: RefSeq, a predicted model, not a curated record